AUGCAGCAUAUGAUCGUUGGCAAGACCGCAAGUGGAGAGUGCCACGCCGCGGAUACUGAACAGGCAUCGGCAUGGCGUAAAGAUCGCUUGCCAGAAAUUAUGGAGACUUACAAGCCAUCCGACAUCUACAAUGCCGACGAAACAGGCCUGUUUUUUCAAAUGCUACCGAAAAACACUCUGGCGCUUAAGGGCGACUGCCAUGGUGGAAAACAAAGCAUGCUGCGUCUCACGGUUUUGCUCUGCACUAACAUGGAUGGCAGCGACAAGUGUGUCCCGCUUGUUAUUGGGAAAAGUGCACGACCACGAUCGUCCAAAAAUGCUGCAAGAAUCCCCAUAAAGUAUGUGGCGAACACUAAAGCGCGGAUGACGCGCAGCAUUUUCGUAGAAUGGCCGAACGAGCUCAACAACGACAUGAAGAGCCAGAGAAGAAAUGUGUGCCUGCUUGUAGACAAUUGUUCGGCGCACCACAUUCAGGGUCUGGAACUAAGCAAUGUGCAAGUGCACUUCUUUCCCGCAAACUGCACAUCGUUGAUUCAGCCUUUGGACCAAGGCAUAAUAAACGGUGAAAAGUUUGCGUAUCGGCGUUGCCUGAUCGACAGGCUCCUCCUAAACCUGAGGUUAAACUUGUCCACAAAAGUGGAAGCCUCCCAUGCGGUGGAGAUGUUGUCAGCUGUGUGGAAGUCAACAGGAGCGGUGAUCAUCGCGAACUGCUUUCGAAAGGCCGGGCUUGGCCUCUGCGAGCAGGAAACAGCAGCAGAAACUGGGACUGUGCAACCUGGGCUCGUUCAGGCGUGGUAA
This is a messenger RNA of Ornithodoros turicata, 798 nucleotides long. Its product is annotated as tigger transposable element-derived protein 6-like. The coding region runs from base 1 to 798 and encodes 265 amino acids. The transcript has a single exon. The record is from RefSeq and is a predicted model, not a curated record. Gene Ontology annotation, cellular component: nucleus. Gene Ontology annotation, molecular function: DNA binding. NCBI's taxonomy places the organism in Eukaryota, Metazoa, Arthropoda, Arachnida, Ixodida, Argasidae.